AUGGCUGACCUGGACGCCACGGCCGGCCCGACAUGGGACUACAUCGCCAAGCUGGUGUGCAUCGGCGACUCGGGAUGCGGAAAGUCAAGCCUGACCGUCCGGCUCUGCGAGGGUCGCUUCGUCACGCACCACGACGUGACCAUCGGGGUUGAGUUUGGGAGCCGCGUCGUCCCCGUGGGCCCGCCAUACAGCCGGAGGUUAGCAGCGGCGUCAACGUCGUCGUCGUCGUUACACUCCCGUCCCGCAACCGCAGACGCAGACUCCACGACGCCGGCCGCGGGUGGCCUGCCCGCGCCGCCCCGGCCACCCGCGUCCGACCCUCCGCAGAAGCACAUGAAGCUGUCUCUGUGGGACACGGCCGGGCAGGAGACGUACAAGUCGGUGACGCGCUCCUACUUUCGCGGCGCGUCGGGCGCCCUGCUCGUCUUCGACCUUUCGCGCCGCCAGACCUUUCAGCACGUCACCGACUGGCUAAACGACCUCCGCCAGAUCGCCGAGGAGGACAUUGUGGUGGUUUUGGUCGGCAACAAGGCUGAUUUGACGCGUACCAGCAGUAGCGGCGGUGACGGCGGGUCUGGGGCCGACGACGUACCCAACAAGCGCGAGGUGACACGGGAGGAGGCCGAGGCUUGGGCUAAGCGGAAUAAUGUGCUGGAAUACGUUGAGACGUCGGCAAAGAGCGGCGAGAACGUCGAGAUGGCAUUCAUGCGCGUCGCUGAGCGCAUCUUUCAAAAUAUAGAGGCUGGAAAGUAUGACCUGAAUGACAGGCGGUCAGGUGUCAAGGGUCCAGCCGCCACUGUACCUGGGGCGAGGACGCUCCAGCUACAGCCCGACCCACGGAGAGGCUCAAGCUUUGGCUGCUGUUGA
Pyricularia grisea is the source of this 867-nucleotide messenger RNA. RefSeq lists its product as uncharacterized. Bases 1 to 867 code for a protein of 288 amino acids. Gene Ontology annotation, cellular component: endosome. Gene Ontology annotation, molecular function: GTP binding; GTPase activity. Lineage: Eukaryota; Fungi; Ascomycota; Sordariomycetes; Magnaporthales; Pyriculariaceae. Gene Ontology annotation, biological process: regulation of endocytosis. The record is from RefSeq and is a predicted model, not a curated record. The transcript has a single exon.